Messenger RNA from Malassezia japonica, 612 nucleotides. RefSeq lists its product as uncharacterized. The record is from RefSeq and is a predicted model, not a curated record. The coding region runs from base 1 to 612 and encodes 203 amino acids. Lineage: Eukaryota; Fungi; Basidiomycota; Malasseziomycetes; Malasseziales; Malasseziaceae. The transcript has 2 exons.
AUGAACACUGCUACUAUUGCUUUCAGACCGCUUUUUGUCUCGUGGAAUACGCGCGCAGAGUCAAAGUUACGGCAGCCCCCGCUGCGUGGGUGCCUAGGAACCUUUCGGCCACAGGAGCUGCUCCCGGGCCUGAUCCACUUUGCGAAGCAGUCCGCCUUUCACGACCACCGCUUCAAUCCGAUUACCGCAGCAGAGCUGCCGCAGCUCGAGUGCUCCGUCAGUCUCUUGAGCCCAUUUGAGCCGUGCGACAACUACCUGGACUGGAAGCUUGGCGUGCACGGCGUCUACCUGUGUAUUAAGAACCCUGCGCUGGACGAGGAGUACGCCGAGCGCACCAAGACCCGCCGCUCCGAAGAGAAGGAGGAGCUUACCGUGACGUUCCUCCCUGAAGUCGCGCUCUCCCAGGGAUGGUCCAAGCUAGAGACCAUCGACAAGGCCAUCCGCAAGGCGGGGUGGAACGGCAAGAUCACGGAGCAGAUGCGCGAGUCUUUGCGCGUGUACCGAUACAGCAGCCACAAGGCGACCGUUACAUGGGGCGAGUUUGAUACCUGGAGGCGAUUAGAGAACGAUCCUAUCACGCGAGUAAUCAGUAUUCCUCGAGUAUCGACCUAA